Molecule: messenger RNA, 4064 nt
Organism: Owenia fusiformis
Lineage: Eukaryota; Metazoa; Annelida; Polychaeta; Sabellida; Oweniidae
Source: the annotation of a GenBank genome assembly
GAGCAGUAAAUUUUCUGAAGGAAGUCUGGUCUUCGAGCGAAAUUGUCACUUUUAUAUCAAGAUUCCUUCCAAUCUGGACUUGUAACAGUAUGGCGGAUCUCGACUCGCAAGAAUCUGAUGAGCUGAUUGGUCUAGCCCAGCUUUCUAAAAUCGAGGCUGUGGAGACAGUGCAUUGUACGAGUCCUGUCAAUGAUGUUGUGUUUGGACCUCAAUUACCAGGGCCGUUGCAAGGGCCACAAUUACCAGGGCCUUUGUCAGUUGUUAACAGAGAUACUGUAGAUGUCAAGGCACAGAGAGGGGUCUGUGGCCUUCGUAACCUUGGCAACACUUGUUUCAUGAAUGCAGGUCUCCAAUGUGUAUUAAGUAACCCAAUCUUUAUGCAACACUUUUUUGACACAAUCAAAGAUGACAGUGAGCAGAAGAUCACCAUAAUGGACCAGUUUGUUAGAAUCCUGGGGAAAGUUUGGAGCGGGCAUUACUCCAGUAUUUACCCGGAUGAGUUUAAAAAGAUCCUCGGAUGGCUUUAUCCUCAGUUCAAUGAUUUUAGACAGCAUGACUGUCAAGAGUUCUUAGCCUUGCUGUUGGACCAUUUCCAUGAAGAGCUCAACUCAGUCAACCAAUCAAAGACCACCACCCCUCUGGCCAUUGACCAAUCAGAAGAAGAAACACAACAAACUGCUGAUAACUACAGUGUAAUUGAUCAAUCAGGGAGCUCACAAAAUUCAGCAUCAAAGAAUAUGACCCCUGCUAUUCUAAUCACUGAGGACAGUAAUUUGUCUGCAAAUUCACCAAUCUCUGACAACUCAGAUUUUUCAAGCAUUGAGGGAGGACAAUCUCUAAGGAUGGAACCUUUGCCUGAGCAGAUGAGGUCCUUCGGCACCCAAAGUGAGAAUUCAAUGGAAAAUUCACGCAGUGCAAGUAACUCCCCCUGUGAGCAGUCUAUGAAACUAAAAUGCACGCCUGAUGAACUUGCAAAUAACAAAAAAGAUCCACUUUCUCCCGUUAAACCUGACAAAAACAUAAUGUCAAAUAAUGCCCCUAGAGGGAUCCACCUGUCAGGUAUUGAGGAAUUUUACAUGAAAGAGACAAAAACGAAAAAUGUAAAUAUGCUCGUUGAUGAUCUUUCCGAUGAAGAACAGAUUAAAACUGACAGCGAUAAAUUUACAAAACAGGAUAACACGUCUCGGAAUUUGGAGGACGUUGAUAUUGAAGUUGCAGAAAUCACAGAGGAAUUAGAUGUUAAAGGAGAAACGAGUAAACGAUUUAAGGAAGUGAACUUGCUAGCCAAUCAACGGGACAAGAUUGUCGGUGAUUGUUAUCUCAAAAAAUCACUUUCGCAGAGUUUUGGGAGUAACGAUCCAUGUAUGAGCUAUAACAAUAUAAAACGUUUGAAAAUUGAUAAAACAGAAAAUGUGAGUAACAUAGAAAAAUUAAAUCUCACUAAAGGGAUGUCGUAUGAAGAAAAGGAAAACAACCUGAAAGGGAACACCCUGCUUCAGAAUAUGGAGACCCCAAUGCAUGGGGCUCACACAUUGCAGUUCAAGAAGAAUGAAAUGUCAAGUGGAGAUCAUGAAAAUAUCAGAAAUCCAAAUCAGUAUGGAGAAUCCAUGGACAUUGAAAUGGAAUCCCCAGAUACUGGGGAUCACAUAUUGUGUACACAGGGACCAACUACAGAUGACAUCAUCGAUGCGAAGAAAGCAUGGGAUAAAUAUUUAGAAUCCAACAAAAGUGCCAUAGUUGAUAAAUUUCAAGGGCAGUUUAAAAGUACCGUUGUAUGCUUAGAGUGCCGCUAUGUUUCAGUUACAUACGAGCCUUUUAUGUACCUCAGUGUGCCAUUGCCUCAUGCCAUGGAGCGGCAGAUAGUUGUGACAUUUGUGCCAUGUGACCAAAAGCAGCCAAUGAAAUAUCUUGUUACAUUACACAAGUUUGACAAAGUAUUACAACUAAGACAGCAGAUAGCCCAGCUAAUUGGGGAUGAAACUGGCGACCUAAAAAUUGCGGAAGUUUUUGAGAACCAUAUUGCAAGAAUUCUGGAAGACAGCACUAUGUUGCGAUAUGUCAAUGAUUACAACAGGUCCAUAUAUGCCUUUGAGAUGACCCCCUACCAUCUUCCUGAUGAUGACAUCACGAAACUUGAUGACAUCACAACACAGAAUGAUGACAUCACUAAUUCUGACAAAUAUGGUGGAUCCAGUUCACUAAUGAGCUCUAGUUGCAAUAAUCUCAUGAAUAAUGCCCCUGAUGGGGAAAAACACGAAAAGGUGAAUGAUUUUGAUGUUAUUGACAACAUCACAGAGGCAAGCCUAAAUCAAAUAAACGAUACAAAGGGUAAUGAAAAUUAUUCACCUAUUGGAACAUUUGAUGUUGACGAUAUGCAGCAGGGCAGUCCUAAUGCUGAAUGGACUGAUACAUCUGUAAAUAUUGACAUUGAUGACUUAAAUGGUCGCUGGGGCGAUGUGGAUGCCCCUCAACCAGACAUCACUGGGACAUCUCAUUGGCAACAAAACGCUGAGUUUUCGUCACGCUCUGAUGUCGCUGAUUGGUUAUUAUGUAGCGAAGGAGAUGAUCAAGUACUACCAAGAAUGGAGAUGGAUUCUGAUGAGAAACAUGAGCCAAAAACUCAGAGUGAGGCUGCCACAGGGAUUCAGAAUGAGGCUAUUGUGACAUCACAAUGGAACAGCUGCGCUAUCUGCCUAGAGGAGUUACAAGAUUCAGAGCUGUUGGUUCACACAGUGUGCAGUGGAAAACUCUGCAAUUCUUGUUUGGAGAUGUCCUUCAAACAUUACGGAGAAGCAGCAUUCAACUGUCCUGUAUGCCUAAGCCCGGUACAUCCUGCUGAAGACUUCGUUACUUUAAGUAGUGUGGAAAAUUUUAAACCUAAAACGCGGUUGCUCUCAGUGCCAUUGGUUUUUCGUCAUGAUUAUGAAGAUGAGGCUGGUAAAACGAUAGUGAGGCUAGUGGGUCACCCCAACAUUUUGUACCUCCCCAGCACAAUAAAAGGAGAGCUCUUAUAUGAACUUGUUGACCCCUUGAUGCUGAUUGACUGUAAAUAUCAACUCUUGCUUACGGAUGGACAGGGUACACAUUGCUCAAGAUGCUCUUUCACAGUACACUGUGCUGGAUGUUCAAUAGAUCGGGACAGCGAAGAUAUUACACUCGCGCCUAAUGAUCACCUCGCCAUUAAAAUCAAUACGAUUUCCUCAGCCCAGCUGUCUAUCUUAAAUGAGACUUUGAAACACACGUCUAUGGAAGAAGAACGAUCCAAGGAUCCGCUUACAUUGUAUGAUUGUUUCAAGGCAUUUACACAGAGUGAGAUCCUAGAUGAGGGUAACCCCUGGUAUUGUCCUAAGUGUGAGUCCAAUCAGUGCGCUAAUAAAACCAUGAGUGUCUGGACUUACCCAGAGUAUCUGGUUGUCUACUUGAAGAGAUUUGUGUUCCACGAACUCUCAAGUGCAAAGAUAGACAAUGCUGUAGUUUUUCCUAUUGAAGACCUGGAUUUGUCUCCAUAUAUCUCUGGACCUAAAAUCUCUGAACUCACAUACGAUCUCCAUGCUUGUGUUUGCCAUUUUGGAGGUGCAAAUGCUGGUCAUUACACGGCAUACACAAAACACCCUCUGCUAGAUGAAUGGUUCUACUACAAUGAUGAACAGACCAUCAAGCAGGUCCCUCAGGAGACUGAUCACAGCAAUGCUUAUAUACUCUUCUAUAAAAAUCAGGGAUCAAAAGUGCAGUUUAAGUUGCCUGAAAGCACUCCUCCACCACAGGAGAGCUCCAUAGACACCACGGCAACCACAUACCAGCCAAUAGAUCAAGAAACGAUCAGUAAAAUCUUGAGUGAACUGAAUCAAAAUUUAACAACUCAAACAGAGAGCAGCAGAGAGGAGAUCGAAACUCCAGGAAAAAAGACUGAUGUCAAUUUACCAAAUUUUGACUUUUAUUCAUAGAAUAAUUCAUCUAUUCAUAAAUCUAUAAGAAUCAGUGAAUGAUUGCUCUUUGAGGAGCUUAGAAAUAUAAAGGCAGUAAAUCUUUGUUUAAAGAUGUUCAGAAAAUCUGAAAAGUCAAUA